GGUGCGUUUACGCCUUGUCUGAUUUUUCCCAGCAGGUGCGGUAUAAUCCUACUACUUCUACUGUGAAAAUUCCAGUUCAUUGUUUGUUGGCCUCACAACAUAACGACGUCCGCGUGUACUUAAGUAAAUUUUCCAUCUUCGACGUAGCUCCAGCACCGAUAUUUUAGAUGAGUAGUAAUUUCUGCAAGUAGUCGUGUAACUACGGUAUUCAGUAUGCCACCUUGUGCAGCCUGUGGUGCGGAUCCUGCCGCUGCAUCGUUUAGGUGUGCUGAGUGCCUCACAGCUGACGGAGCCCCACUGGUUUUUAGCAUUUGUGACCGAGAAUGCCAGAAAGUUUUUUGGCGGGCACACAAGGCUACCCACAGAGCAGCUCACGCAUCGGUGAACAAUAGUGCGGGAUUUGGAAGUAGCGGAUCUUCAUCAUGCGGAGGAGAAGCAACAAGUAAAAUUCAUGGAAUGAACAAUCCAGGCACGACGUUUGGUAUGCCUGGAAGAGGUGAUUGGAGCAGAGGUCUCACCGCCAAGGAAGUCCCUGAGUGGUUUGUGGAUUGCUACCGGAUGCGCGUCGACGAUGACUACGCAUGGGGUGGAGGAAACUUGCACGGUCUCUACGCAUCACACGACUGCGAAGACACCGAUGAGAUGGUCAUGGAGAUUCUCAGGGACUUUCUGAUCUUUAUGAAACUCGCAGUUUUGAGAGGUGUGAUUCCCGCUGCUGGCUUUGAUUUUCGUGCUUGCGUUGCAGAACAUGGAGGAAAGCUGCUGAGAUAUGCAUUUGAGAAAUCAGAUGCACAAGAAAAGUGGGGUGGAGAGAACGUGUUUCAGUCGAUCAUAGCUGGCGGGCGACCAAGCUUGAGGGUGGUCGCAGAACAGGUGUACGGAUCUAGUUGCAUGUACGGUGGCGGCGGAGGCUUCAUGGGUAGUGAAAGUUAGAAGAUGUAAGUAGAUUUUUUGUUGCGUAUGAUUCGCCCACGGCGUUCUGUAUGUAUCAUCUGUUGUCCACAUCGAUUUUAUUUGAUGAAGAUGUGAUAUUAUUUGAAUUUGAUAUAAUUGUUGAGUUCUUUCUUUUUUCUUUUUGAUCAUCAUGAACAAUAAGUUUUGAAUCAAAGUAACUAUAUCGUAACUACAGGUGAAGAUGAAGCUAUCGGGGAUGAUGCUGUCGAACAAGUCGAAACGCUCAUCGACAAUGCUGGCUUGCUCAUGCGAGGCGUGAAUGAUUGUGACCCUGCUGUGUUUCAAGAGGUUGGUGGCCGUGAUACAUGGCUCGAACUCUACAACGAACUUCUUCAACAAAUGUAACUCUCCAAUCGCUAUUACCCUGAAAGUGAGGCUCCUGGGACUCAUGUACAUCACACCUUCGACGCCGACUAGAUUAAAGAUGAUGUAUGUGAAUGAUGAUCCUGGUGCAGCAUGUUGAGCAUUUCCGGGUGAAGUGCUUAUGGCGUGUCGAUCCUUGGCCAAAACCCAAAUCGCCCUGAUGAUCAUGUAUCUGAAAUUCCCAAAGAUAGAUGAUUAUCAGUACAGCUCGCUGUACUCUUAGUGCUGUGCACUCUCCAUUCAAACAGUACGCGACAUUCCAAAUGGACGAUGAAAAUCAUAUAUUUGGCAGUGCAAGAAGUAGUACCAGUUCCCAACUGUGCGUGGUGCGGACUACGACUACAAAUUUUACACGAACGCAUCUUCUGUUGUGCGUGCUGUGUCAGAGACGAUGGUAACGAAUGAAAAAAAUCAGAGAUGAGC
This is a messenger RNA of Amoebophrya sp. A25, 1740 nucleotides long. The record is from the annotation of a GenBank genome assembly. Lineage: Eukaryota; Dinophyceae; Syndiniales; Amoebophryaceae.